Patiria miniata (bat star) is the source of this 7525-nucleotide messenger RNA. Its product is annotated as arginine-glutamic acid dipeptide repeats protein-like. Gene Ontology annotation, biological process: regulation of DNA-templated transcription. Gene Ontology annotation, molecular function: sequence-specific DNA binding; transcription corepressor activity; chromatin binding. The record is from RefSeq and is a predicted model, not a curated record. NCBI's taxonomy places the organism in Eukaryota, Metazoa, Echinodermata, Asteroidea, Valvatida, Asterinidae. Gene Ontology annotation, cellular component: nucleus. The coding region runs from base 181 to 5922 and encodes 1913 amino acids. The transcript has 18 exons.
CUCUUGCGUUCAUUGUGAUUGUCGGAAAUGAUAUCAAAUUCGAGCAUCAAACUGAUCGAUGUAGAUGAGGUGAAAAUUCGCCGUUUUCUCUCAGAAUUUGGGAUCGUAAGGAGAAAGUAGAUGUAAGAAUGAUUGUUCGAUAAGAUAGCAUUGCAAAGACAUUUCAGCAGUAAUUCUGUCAUGGGGGAGAAACGAGAAGGCGGAGAGGAGGGCGGUGGCCACGCCCACCCCCACACCCACCACCACCCGCGCCGCAAGCGCUCGGUGGACUCCAGCAAGGCUGAUGAGACCCCGUCGUCCCAUCAGCGCACUCACUCUGUGAAACCUAUGGGCGGCCGCAAGAACAGCUUGUCCUCGCGCGUCAAACGAAAUCCCGACGGGGAGAUUAUGUCCUACAUGACAACGGAUCACAGCACCACGUAUGCUGUGGGAGAUAGUGUGUACGUUGAAAGCCCGCGGCCGGAUAUGCCGUAUUUCAUAUGCACGAUACAAGAUUUCAGAGUGAGUAAGCGAGACAAUGUGAUCGUCGGAGUCAAGUGGUUCUACCGUCAGUCUGAAGUACCAGACUCCGUCUACCAGCUGCUGGUCCAAGACAGGCACACUGAAAACGAUUCUGGGAUUGACUUGGUCACCAAAGACCCGAUCAUCAAGAGCAGGGAGCUCUUUGUAUCGGACACCACAGAGAACUACCACGUGUCUCUGCUCAGGGGUAAAGGGAAUGUGAAACACUUCAAGGACAUCCAGAAUGCUAAGGACUUCAAGGCCAGGCCGGAUACCUUCUUCUACAUCCUGGGCUAUAACCCGGAGACAAGACGUCUUGCCAGCACCCAGGGGGAGAUACGGGUCGGGCCCAGUCACCAGGCCGUCCUGCCUGAACUCCGGCCCAAGCUGAAGCAGCCCAGUGGUCUGCUGAUCACCAAGCAUGAGGAGCUGACUUGGCGACCUGUCAUCCACGACAUUGACCUCAAGAUGUAUCUCCAGGCAGCAAGGAGUAUGGCAGCUUUUGUUGGUAUGUGUGAUGGAGGCUCACCCGAGGAAGGAUGCGAAGUAGCCUCCAAGGAUGAUACAACUAUCAAUGCACUGCAGUGUCUUCAUGAGAACAGUUACAACUGUGGCAAGGCUCUGCAGGCUCUAGUCAAGACCUGUGUCCCUCGCUCUGUUGAUAAGAAGUGGAAUGAGCAGGAAACGAAAAUGUUUGUGAAGGGGCUGCGCCAGUACGGCAAGAAUUUCUUCCGCAUCCGCAAGGAGCUUCUCCCACACAAAGAACGGGGUGAUCUUGUAGAGUUUUACUACUACUGGAAGAAGUCCCCCGAGGCGUCCGGCCAGAGGAUUUAUCGUCGACAUCGUAGACAGAGCGUCCUCCGCCGAAUCAAGACAUGUGCCCGAGCCAACAGGCCUCCCUCUAAUGAAUUCUUGGAUUUGAGCUCAGCGUGUGAGAGCGACAUGGAUAGUGAUGACAGCGAGAGAGACUUCAGUAGCUACGCUUGCCGACACUGCUUCACUACAACAUCUAAAGAUUGGCACCACGGGUCUCGAGAGCGGAUCCUCCUCUGCACCAACUGCAGGCUCAGCUUCAAGAAGUACGGCGAGCUGCCGCCCAUUGAGAACCCCCGCGAGCCGCCGGCGUUCAUGUUCAAGCCAGUCAGGGAGGGGGAGUCCUACGACGUCGUCCGCCACAAACUCAGGAGCCGAAGGCAGAGAGAUUUGGUAAGCUCAACGCUCCGUAGUGGACGCAACAAGCACGGCAGCGUCAGCGAGCCCUGCAGCCCUGUGAACAUCGAACGGAAGCAGGAGAAGCAUCGCCACUCCCCGUGUUCUCUCAGCACCUCCAGCGAUAGCAGCAGCAAGUCUAGCGAGAAGAAAAUCAAGGAGGAGCCAGGUACAGAUCACCCAGGGAGUCCGUCAGUGCCGUCCAUUAAGCAGGAACCAGCCGGCGAAGAUGAGGAAGACGAAGACGAGGAAGAUGAAGACGAAGAUGAGGCCGAGGAAGGAGAGACAACGGAAGAAUCCGGGAUGAGGACUGAGGAACAGGAAACAGAGGAAGCAGGAGCACCUGAAGUAGAUGCACCAGAGCUGGAACAGAUGGAAACCAACUCGGACAACGACCAGGAUGCCGCAACAACGACAGACAGCAACAGCACCACAAAUGCAAACGACGAGUCAAGCCACCCUGAAGGGGAAGGGAUGUCAGAUGACGUCAGCUCUUCAUCCCGAUCGCCCUCUCCAACGGCCGAGUCCGAAAGUCAGGACCAGGCAGAAUCAGUACCUCUCAUCAUACCCGUGGUGAAAGUCAAAGAGGAAAAGAUUGAUACGGAUACCAACGACAGUGACAUUGAAGCAAAUCGCCAUGCAACCUCCUCGUCUCAAGCAUUUUCUGUCAUCCAACGCUUUGAGAGUCCUGACCGGGUGCCCGCAAGACAGUCCUUUGAAGGCCGCCCAAGUUCAGGCAGUCCAUCCCUUGCCAAGCCAGAAACAUAUUAUCGCCCUCUUCCAAUGCCUCUCAUCAAAAAAGAAAAGGUUGAUCGGGAAGACCCUUAUCAGCAUCAACCUCUUCCAUUGAUAAAGAAAGAACCGAGACCGGACAGAGGGGAUGAACUUUCUAACUCGGAGUCACCAAGAAUGCAGACACCAGAUCGCCUUUCCAAUUUGAGCAACCAACAAGGAAUGCUGCCGGAGUCUUUCAGGCAACCUAAUGAACGUUUCAGACAUCCCAUUGACUAUCUUCGUUCUAACGAAAGAUUUUACUUCCCUGAUGGCAGUUUAAGACCGCCAGUCCCUAGUCUACGCCCUCCGUCAGAAGGCUUCACCUCGAAACCUCCGGCUGAAAAAUCUAGAUUCCAGUCAGAGGGCUUUGGUCCUCCCCCAGAACUCCUGAAAACGCAAAAGGCUAACUCGAAAAAUUCUGAAAAGGAAAAGCUUGCACAAGAAGAUCAAGGUCAGAUAAGGUAUUCAAUAGAUUACUUUAAAAGCCAAGCUGAUCGCAUGCAGCUCUCAAGUGACAGCAUGAGGCAACUGAAAGCAACUUCGGGUUCAUGUCAGGAGGAGUCGGGUGUAUUCGAUGAACGAUUGAGAGCUUCUGGCAACACGAGCAUGCCUCCUGACUUUAGAUAUAGCCCCAAGCCUCUUGCUGCUCGUUCUGAUAUGCAGAAAGAAGCAAAGUCUCGUGAAGAGUACAGGUCAUCUCCAAAGUUAAAAUCAUCCCCUGAUUUUUCCAGAGCUCAGCCUGAGUCAAGAGUCUCAGCCGAACCCUCAAGAUCACCAGGGGAGAAAAACACACCAAGUGCAGAGCAUCGAUAUCCCAUACUUGAGCGUGGCAGACCUUUAGGAAGCCAUUUCAAACGCCAUGAGGAUAGGUCAAAGCCUUUAAUGGAAUCCCCCAAACCACCAGAAGAUUAUCUAAGGUCUUUGGGGGAGCAAGCAAGACGUCAACCUCUAGGGAGUCAUAUAGGUCAUCCCAGGGAUCAGAUACGAUUUGGAGAGCAUUUUAGGCCAGAACUGUUUCGACCUGGAGAACCCCCAAGACAUGGUGAAUAUUUCAGGCCUAGUCAGCACGUAAGGCCUGGUGAUCAUUUGAGGUCAGUGGAUAGUGUGCGGCCUGGAGAGCAUCCUGGUGUUGGUGAAACCCCGAGACCGGGAGAUCAAGACAUACCAGCAAAUCAUUCAAAGCAAGGGAAUUUACAUGACCAUCUGAGACUAGGCGAGCAUCCCAAGCAAGGAGAUCGUCCAACCUUUAUUGAUAAUCCAAGAACAGGAGGACACCCAAGACAAGAUGAUUACCCUAGGUCCGGAGAAAGAUGGGAAGACACCAGAGAAUUGAAGAAACUUCCUAGAUUUAGUGAUGAGACUUCAUGUGGAGAAGUGCACAAAAUGGCGCAUUAUAGACCUGAGCUUCAACAAAGACCUAGAGAGCAGCAAGGGAAGCUCUGCAGACAUGUAGACAACCCAGCAAGACCUCUGGAGCAUAUCCGACCCGCUGAGCAUCCUAGACCAGGAGAGCAUCCCAGAUAUCGCGAGUGGCAUAGUUUCGGGGACCACAUUGGAUCCAGGGAGCUCCUCAGACCUGGAGAACCCCCUAGAUUAGGAGAACCCCCAAGAUCAGGAGAACCCCCAAGAUCAGGAGAACCCCAAAGAUUAGGAGAACAUAUUGGGCAACCAGAGUGCCCUGCAUCAGGAGAGUUGCAGAGAUCAAGGGAACUGCCAAGGUCAGGAGAGCUUCAGACAGUCGGAGAGCUAGGGCAAGUUGGAGAGCCUCUGAGACUUGCUGAUGAUCGUCACAGGUCUGGAGAAUAUUCCAGAUACAGUGAGCACACGGUGUCUAAUGAGCGUGUCUUGAAACCUCCGAGAGAGAGUCCCAUGCCACCUCCUGAGCCCCUGAAGCCUUCUGACUUAUCCAAAUACCAUCCUGUAUUCCUGAAAACAGAAAGAAAUGAGGAGCCUGGACCUGAAAAGUCGGUCAUAGGUGGGGAAGCUCCUCCUCAUCCGGAGGUCCAAAAGCCAGAGGAAGACACCAGAGAAUCUAACAGUGAGGAAGAAGAGGAAGAAGACAAGGGUGUAUAUCCCCGGAUGCCUUCACCUGAUCCUGUCGUUGUGGAUCGAACUGAUUAUGUCAGUUCUUCUGCAAGGUUCAUUCGCCACUGGCAUCGGGGCGUUAACUCUUGCAGUCGGACGGACAUGAUCUUCUCACCACUGGACAGCUCCAAACUGGCUGCCAAGAGGGCUAAAAAUGCCGCAGCCGCAGCUGCAAAGGAGAAGGAGGGGAAGAAGACCGUCAUUAAGAAGGAGCCUACCUCCAAGGAUGAGAAGGAUGCCAAAGCCAAAGAUGAUGGUCGUCAGAGGAGGCCUAGCAGCACUGACAAGCCGACAAAGAAACCUGAUACGCCCCCUGAGAACAAUACAGCUGAUGCACAGGUGACUGGCUCGUAUGGCUUGCAGCAGGGCCAGGUUUCUAUGCCACCACCUAGAGGUUCCCCAGGGUUCGCAGGAUACCCCGGCCAGGACAUGCCAGCAAUGCGCACCUUGAGCGAGUACGCCCGGCCCCACUCGGUCAUCGUGCAGGGCAACCCAGCCAGCAACCUGAUGGGACCCGACCCCAUGCUGCAGUACCAGCUGGAGCAGGUUUAUGCCCUGGGCAGCCGGGAGGCCCAGAUUGACCUCGUGGAGCGGGAGCUCAGGGAGAGGGACAUGCGCCAGAGGAUGCUUCAGGAACGCGAGAUGGAGCUGUGGGAUCGGGAGAUGCGCGAUCGCGGAUUGAAACCGGGCUAUGAGCAGCAGUACGCUGGAGCGCGCACCUCAACGGCGACGCCCCUCGCGGCUUACCCUCCCCACCCUCACCAUCCCGGUGAGCCGCUGCCCUCCCCACAGCAGCUGAACGCUGCUGUCUAUGCACACAAUCUAGAGCGAGCGCAUGCGGAGCACCACCUACGAAUGCACGGCCCGGAGAACUCUGCCUUUUCCGUGGACCGUCUGACAUCGGAGCGCAUCCAUCUUGAGCGCAUGGCCCUGAUGGGUGAUCCAAGGGCUGCUGCUGCUGCUGCUGCUGCUGCAGCUGGGCGACCCCCGACCCCUCAUCAUCACUCGCACUCACACUCACACACCCAUGUGCACUUCCAUCCCCAAGAGCACAUCCACCAUACCUACCUCUCUCAAGGUGGGGUCCUCCCAGACCAGCCUGCCCCGGCGGUCCUUCAACCAACCUUACACCUCCCUCCCAAUCCUCUCUCCGUACCCCAGCCCCCGCACCCGAUGAUCAACCAGGCUGCUGCAGCUGCUGCUAUAGGGGGUCCCCCUCCCUCCUUACCCCAUGCCAGAUUAUACAGGCCCCCAUUACCUGACGUACUGGCCCAGCAGAUACAACAUGAGCACAUACAGCGACAGAUGUUGUCAGAACGUCACCCCUAUCCACCUCCACCCCCGCCAAGAUAAAUUAGAUUAUCAUGCUCCCUGAUAGGUUCACCCGACCUUCUGAAGGUCUGGGUUAGUUUUGGUGCAGUAAUGUUAUUGCCAGUAUUUUAACAAUAGUUGCAAACUAUGAGUUAAGUUUCUUGGGAGGGGAUCAGUUUAUCAAGUCAUCAAACCACCGUUAUGUGUGUGUUUUCAAACAGAAAUGAGGCCGAGCUGUGAAAAAAAGACAGUCGUGUUUAUUUUUAGCCCCGUGGCGGCUGCCUGACCUACAGUUUAGACGUGGGGGCGCCGGGAGAUUUUCAGGUCAGGGAACCAGACUAGCUGUCUCUAAGAAAAUACAACUCUAUGCAGUUAGUGUACUGGUAUAAACUGGUUGCGUAUCUCAAUUGCAUGUAUUGGUCCCUCGUGUAAACGUAGUGUCGAUAUUGUGUUGACACGGUGUAAUUGCAGCGUGAAAAUUGUCCGAGGAUGGUGUACCCGUAGAGUAAACAUCACAUUAACGCAGUGUUUACUGAAUUACGUGAUGAUUGUGUGAUGUGAGGUUUGACAAAUUGUGAACAAAGUGCAAACACAUUAAGUGCUCAAACAGUGUGGAUAUUGUGCUGAUUCUUUGAAACACUAAGCUGAAGCAAAGGGCGUUCUGCGAAAGCAUUAGACAAAAAGGCACUGCCCUAGUUUUUAAAAGUUGUGGGUUUUUUUAACAACUGUUUUCAUGACACGUGUAAAUAGUAAUACAGUUCUCAUAAAAAAAACAAAUUCUUUCGUUAUUUAACAGAGUGCGUAAAAGAGAUUCUUAGAAUAAUAUAUAUAUAUUUAUACAUAUAAAAUUGUUUAGACGGAAGUAUUAUUUGAUUUGGAACUCUAGAAAUGAAUUACGAUUCUGAACCCUGGUGCUGUCCCGCUGGAACUCUUCGAAAAUAGUACUUAUGUUAAGUUCUGGUUCCACUUGUCAGAUUCUGUUGGGCCUCGAGUGAUGAGACGUUGUGCUUGUACUCAAUUCCUAAACAUCACCUGCAGCUCCAAAUCAUUGGUGAACGUUACCGCUCGCGAUCGGAUGUAUUGUUUUCAUUCGUGUUUUAGGUGGUCUUGGUAGUGAAUGAAAAUAUCGUACACAUACACCAUGUUGCCUCGAACCCCCCCCCCCCCCCUCCACCCGUUACAUCCUUCCUUCAAACUCCUCAGAGAGUUUUUAUAGUUUUUGGCGGAUUUUGCAAGAAUGAGGAAGGCAGACCCGCCACAGUACGAGUAACGUACGGAUGAGCGGUAUUCAUGAAGGUCCCGGACAAAAAUGAUAUUAGGGUUGUGAAAGUUAGUGUGUUCAGUGUUUAGGUUUUUGUGUAAAGUGAUUUGUAGUCGACCAUUCCCUACCUCCGUGCCCAAUGAAGUGCGUGCAUUUCACCCUGUAUUAUUCACACUCUAGUCAUAAUCACGCGCACCAUGCAUGCAGUUGAAGUUCGGGAACAGGAAGUUACAGUAUCAUAGAAUAAAGAUCGUGAAUGAAUUACUUGAAGAAUGCAACAACUCGACACAACACGUGUACAUGUACAUUAAUGAUACUUAGUUUUUAAGCACAAAGUUACUAUUGUAGACGGAAUUGUAAUAAAGAGUAUGGAAGUAAAUCAUA